UCAACACCCAAUUUCAUUACUCGAUCACCCUUCCUUGAUAAUUUGAAUACCUAUUUUCAUGACAUAAUCGCCCAUAUAGAUAAGCUGAACAUCCAUUUUUAUAGAGGAACUGCAAUUUAUAAUAACUUGUGAAGUAUUGUUCUUCAAUGAUCUGAUCAUAUAAUUUUUUGUGGAAGGGCUAUUUUCAUGAUACCCUGAACCUCCAUUAUAGGAGGAUUUGUUUUAUACCGACAUUUGGAUCCUUGCGUGGGUUCAGAUUGUAUUUGGGGGGUCAAUGGUUUGCAAAGGAUCCUUUUUUGUUAUGAAGUUAUUACUAUUGGUGCCUCCCAUAUGUGCUUUCUGUUGGCACAAGGAAAUGGAAUUGUGGCUCAUGAGUAUUGAGCAACAGUCAUGGUUUGCAUUAUUGAUAUUGUUUACAUCACUCUUAAUGUUGUUUGGUGGGCUUGUGGGCAGCUUGUUGAAUUAUAUGCUUCCUAUGAGGAGGUUGGUUUCCACUGUGGAGGAAGAUAGUGAGAAUUCAUUGAAAAGGCAAAAGAUAGACAGCAUUAAUGGUUUUGCAAACAGGGACAAUCAGACUGUGGCCGAAGGGAAUGUUGAUAUUGAUGAGAACUUACAUAGCAGGCAGUUAGCAGUUUAUGGACGGGAGACAAUGCAGCGACUGCAUGGUGCGAAAGUUCUUAUAUCUGGCCUACAAGGGCUUGGUGCUGAAGUGGCAAAGAACCUUAUAUUAGCUGGUGUGAAAUCUGUCACAUUACAUGAUGAGGGGGUCGUUGAAAUGUGGGACUUAUCUAGCAAUUUUUUAUUUACAGAAAAUGAUAUAGGAAAAAACAGAGCACUUGCUUCUGUAAAAAAGUUGCAAGAGUUGAAUACUUCUGUUGUUGUCUUCACCUGGACUUCGAAGAUAUCUAAAGAACAGCUAUCUAACUUCCAGGCAGUAGUUUUCACACAAAUAGACUAUGAAAGAGCUAUUGAAUUUAGUGAUUACUGUCAUAGUCACAACCCUUCAAUCCCUUUUAUCAAGGCAGAAAUUCGUGGACUGUUUGGAAGUGUGUUUUGUGACUUUGGACCUGAAUUCACUGUUUUUGAUGAGAAGGGUGAGGAGCCACACACUGGUAUAGUUGCAUCUAUCACCAAUGAUAAUCCUGCCAUUGUUUCAUUUGUUGAGGAUGAGAGGUCGGACUUCCAGGAUGGAGAUUUGGUUGUGUUUACUGAAGUUGAAGGUAUGACUGAACUUAAUGAUGGCAAACCAAGAAAGAUAAGGAGUUCAAAACCUUAUGGAUUUGUUCUUGAGGAAGACACAAGAAACUUUGGUGCCUAUGAGAAAGGUGGAAUUGUAACAGAGGUUCUUCAACCAAAGGUAUUGCAUUUUAAGACAUUAAAGGAGGCUCUUAAAGACCCUGGUGAAUUUCUUAUUAGUGAUUUCUCGAAGUUUGAUCGCUCUCCAUUGUUGCACUUGGCAUUUCAAGCUCUAAACGAGUUUGUAAGAGAAUUUGGGCGCUUUCCUGUUGCUGCUUCGGUGGAAGAUGCUACCAAGUUAGUGUCAUUUGCAAAAUUUAUAAAUGAAACUUCAAGUGACAGAAAAUUGGACAGACUUGAUGAAAAUGUUUUGAGAAUAUUUGCAAGUGGUUCCCGUGCAUUAUUGAAUCCCAUGGCAGCAAUGUUUGGUGGAAUUACUGGGCAAGAGGUUAUUAAAGCUUGUUCAGGGAAGUUUCAUCCAAUUUUUCAGUUCUUUUACUUUGAUUCAGCAGAGUCUCUUCCAGUAUGCGCCCUUAGGCCAGAAGAUGUUAUGCCCUUAAACUGUCGAUAUGAUGCUCAGAUUUCUGUUUUUGGAAGAGAGAUGCAGCAGAAAUUGGAGAAAGCCAAAAUAUUUGUUGUUGGAGCUGGUGCUCUAGGAUGCGAGUUCUUAAAAAAUUUAGCUCUAAUGGGAGCUUCAUGUGGAAAUCAAGGGAAGUUAACUAUAACAGAUGAUGAUGUUAUUGAGAAAAGUAACCUUAGCAGGCAGUUCCUUUUUCGAGACUGGAAUAUCGGUCAGGCUAAAUCAACAGUUGCAGCAUCUGCAACAACUGAAAUCAAUCCUUGUUUACAGAUUGAAGCAUUGCAAAGCCGUGUAUCUCCAGCCACCGAGAACAUAUUUGACAAUACAUUCUGGGAGAAUGUGGGAGUCGUAAUAAGUGCACUUGACAAUAUUGAUGCAAGGCUUUAUAUAGAUCGCAGAUGUGUCUAUUUUCAGAAACCUAUGCUAGAAUCUGGAACUCUAGGAACCAAGUGCCACACACAAGUGGUCAUUCCUCAUCUGACUGAAAACUAUGGAGCUUCAAGAGAUCCUCCAGAGAAGCAGAUGCCUAUGUGCACUCUUCACUACUUUCCACAUAAUAUUGAACAUUGUCUUGCAUGGGCAAGAUCUGAGUUUGAAGGUCUGCUGGAGAAAAAACCAUCUGAUGUAAAUGCAUUCCUUUCUAAACCAAAAGAGUUUAUUACAUCUAUUAGGUUGAGAAGUGAUCCACAGGUUCGUAAUCUUCUCGAGCGUGUACUUGAGUGUCUGGUGUCUGAAAGAUGCUUGACAUUUGAAGAUUGUGUAGCUUGGUCCAGAAAAAAAUUCGAGGACUACUUUGCAAAUCGUGUGAUGCAACUCACAUACCAAUUUCCAAAGAAUGCCAAGACAUCUGAAAAUACCCCAUUCUGGGCUGCUCCUAAGCGCUUUCCAAAUCCCCUGCAGUUCUCAUCCAGUGAUCCUGCUCACCUUUCAUUUGUUGCUGCAGCCUCAAUUUUGCGAGCACAAACCUAUGGUAUUCCAAUUCCAAAAUGGGCUACCGACUCAAAGAAAUUAGCAGAGGUUGUGGACAAAGUGCAAGUUCCAGAUUUCAAGCCAGAAAAGGGAGUUAAAAUUGUGACAGAUGAAAGUGCCACAAACAUUAAUUCUAAGGACAAAGAUGGUGGUGCAGAUACUGAGAAUAUGAUUCAGAUGCUAGAGGAAGGAGUUAGACUGUUGCCUCCAGGAUUUCAAAUGAAUCCAAUUUUGUUUGAAAAGGAUGAUGAUACAAAUUAUCAUAUGGAUCUUAUAGUGGGACUUGCUAAUAUGCGUGCAAGGAAUUAUAAUAUUCCAGAGGUGGACAGGUUAAAAGCUAAAAUCAUAGCUGGGAAAAUUAUUCCUGCUAUUGCCACUACAACUGCAAUGGCAACUGGUUUAGUGUGCUUAGAACUAUACAAGCUUCUUUCCGGCCAUAAUGUUGAAAAAUAUCGCAACACUUUUGCAAACUUGGCACUGCCUCUAUUCUCCAUGGCUGAACCUGUCCCGCCCAAGAAAAUAAAGCACAGAAAUCUUAGCUGGACCCUUUGGGACCGAUGGAUAAUUCAACAGAAUUUGACCAUACAAGAGCUCCUAGAAUGGUUCCAAGUCAAAGGUUUAACAGUAUAUGUAAUAUCAUGGGAGAAUGUUUUACUUUACAAUGCGUUUUUUCCAAAGCAUAGGGAAAGGCUUAGUCAGAAGGUGAUAGAUCUCGUGAAAGAUACAGGAAAGUUGGAAAAACCUUCCAGUCGUCAUUGUAUUGAUUUGGAAGUUGUCUGUGAAGAUGAGAAGGGAAAUAAUGUUGAUGUUCCUGGGGUCUCUGUUUGCUGCAGUUAAAAACUGUCCCCAAAUAUUAACGGAUUAAUGUAAUAUAAUUUUUCUUGUCUGGAGUCUUUGAUUGAAUAAUUUUUUUUAUCUCUGCACAGAUCUAGAGGUGAACUCCGUCUAUUGUUGCUACAAGUCGGUUGUCAAUGUUUCCAUAUUUACUAAGCAUGAAUUCUUUGCUGUAAAGGCCCAUACAUUGGCUAUUUUGAAGUUCUAAAGAAAUGAUUAAGGAAUAAUUCCAAGUA
Molecule: messenger RNA, 3855 nt
Organism: Cryptomeria japonica (Japanese cedar)
Lineage: Eukaryota; Viridiplantae; Streptophyta; Pinopsida; Cupressales; Cupressaceae
Product: ubiquitin-activating enzyme E1 2
Exons: 6
Coding region: 275-3622 (1115 amino acids)
Biological process (GO): protein sumoylation
Cellular component (GO): SUMO activating enzyme complex; cytoplasm
Molecular function (GO): SUMO activating enzyme activity
Source: RefSeq, a predicted model, not a curated record